Molecule: messenger RNA, 2495 nt
Organism: Lucilia sericata (common green bottle fly)
Lineage: Eukaryota; Metazoa; Arthropoda; Insecta; Diptera; Calliphoridae
Product: protein MTO1 homolog, mitochondrial
Exons: 1
Coding region: 91-2094 (667 amino acids)
Biological process (GO): tRNA methylation; tRNA wobble uridine modification
Cellular component (GO): cytosol
Molecular function (GO): flavin adenine dinucleotide binding
Source: RefSeq, a predicted model, not a curated record
AGUCAGCUGUUGGUAGUUGUUGUUUGUUGUUUUCGUACAAGGUGGUAUUUUAAUUAUUUGGCGUUCAACGAUUUUAAAUAAAAUAUUUUUAUGUUACUUUUUCAAAAAGCUUGUAUAAAAUGUUUGGCUCAAAGACGUCUUUUAUCCUAUGCAAAAGGUAAUAAAAAUUCCAAUGUAUUCGAUGUUGUUGUUAUUGGCGGUGGUCAUGCUGGGACUGAAGCAUGUGCUGCAGCCGCUCGAAUGGGUGCCAGGACAUUGUUGGUAACACACAAAAAAGAUACUAUUGGAGAGAUGUCGUGCAAUCCAUCUUUUGGAGGUAUUGGCAAGGGACACUUGAUGCGUGAGAUAGAUGCUUUAGGUGGUCUAUGCGGUAGGAUGUGUGACAAAUCGGGGGUACAAUACAAGGUGCUAAAUAAACGCAGGGGCCCAGCUGUUUGGGGACCUAGAGCUCAAAUUGACCGCAAAUUAUACAAGAAAGCUGUUCAAAAUGAAAUUUUUGGAAUGAAAAAUCUUGAAGUAUUGUGUGCUUCAGUUGAUGAUUUAUUCAUAGAGGCUGAUAGAGAGAAUGAAAAUAAGAUAAAAUGCAAAGGAAUUGUUUUAGACAGUGGUCAGAUAAUACACAGUUCUACAGUCGUUUUAACUACGGGUACAUUUUUAAGAGCAAACAUAAAUUUUGGUCUAGAAGUAAAGCCCGCAGGACGUAUGGGUGAUGCUCCUGCAAUAGCAUUGGGAAAAAGUUUAGAAAACUUGGGAUUUCGUAUGGGAAGGCUGAAAACGGGAACUCCGCCCAGAAUAUCCAAAGAGUCAAUUAACUACAACAAACUUGAGGCUCAUUAUGGUGAUAACCCACCGUUGCCAUUUUCAUUUAUGAAUGAGAAGGUUUGGAUAAAUGCUGACGAACAAUUGCCCUGUCAUCUAACUUACACCUCAUUAAAAGUUAAUAAGAUUGUUAAAGAAAAUAUGCAUUUAAAUCGGCAUGUUACUGAAGAAAUUAAUGGGCCUCGAUACUGUCCGUCUAUAGAAUCAAAAGUUUUGCGUUUUGGAGAAAAACAACAUCAGAUAUGGUUGGAACCAGAAGGCUUCGAUAGUGACUUAAUAUAUCCACAGGGUCUAUCAUGUACGCUUCCCUACGAGCAGCAAGUUGAACUUGUCAAUUCCAUAUAUGGACUGGAGGAGGCAAAGGUUGUACAACCAGGAUACGGUGUCGAAUAUGACUACAUAGAUCCGAGAGAACUAUAUCCGAGCUUGGAAACAAAAAGAGUCAGUAAUCUUUAUUUUGCUGGACAAUUAAAUGGCACAACUGGGUAUGAAGAGGCAGCGGCUCAAGGUAUAAUUGCCGGUGCUAAUGCUGCAGCCAAAUCGAAACAGUUUGAUCAAAGGGAAAUCUCUCGUCAACUAACUAUAAGUCGAACUGAGGGUUAUAUAGGAGUUCUAAUAGAUGAUUUAACUAGCCUUGGUACAAAUGAGCCUUACCGCAUGUUUACAAGCAGAGCAGAAUUUCGACUUUCAUUACGUCCGGAUAAUGCCGAUCUACGUUUAACAGAAAAAGGUUAUAAUUUCGGUUUAGUGUCGGAAGACCAAUAUAAACAUUUCAUUAAUGUCAAAAAUUACUUAGACGAAACAAAAGCGUUACUUACAAGUCUAAAAAGACACUCUAAUUAUUGGCGUGAACACAUAGGUCUUACUAAAUCCAAAUCAUCUGUAGAGAAAACAGCAUUUGAAAUGCUAGGUAUACCAUCGGACAACAUCACAUUACAACAUUUAAUUAAAAUCAUGCCUGAGGAGUUGGGCAACAUUCAACAAGUAGAAUCUAUAGCAGAAAGAAUUAAAAUAGAGGCAUUGUAUGCACAUUUUGUUGAAGAGCAGUUAAAAGAUGCCGAACAGGUAAGAAAGGAAGAGAGUCUCAUAAUACCAAAGGACAUUGAUUACUUUUCAAAAUCACUAAGUUUAUCAAAUGAGGAGCGGCAGAAAUUGACAAUGAUGCAGCCUCAAACAAUAGCCGCAGCUAGUCGUAUUCAAGGCGUGACGCCUGCGACAAUUGUAAGGUUACUUAAACAUGUCAAGCGCCUACAAGAUAUUGUUUCUCCGAUUUAAUUGGUGGGGACUAUUACAAAAAUUAUUAAAUUAAUUGAAAUAGUGAAAUCAUUUAAAUCGUAUAAUUCUAGAUAAAUUCAAAUACAUCGACAUAAGUAUACAUUGUAAUUAUAUCAAUUCUUUACAAUAAAAUAGUUUGUACAUUUAAUUUAAAAUUGUCUAUUUUUUUAAUUAAUUUUAAUUACAGUAAUAGCUGGUCCCUAUUACUAUUAAAUAUGGCGUAUAUCACUCUUAAUGCAAGGAACUAUAUAUUCCUCUCAAAUUUUAACAUAAUCGGUCCUGAGUAUAGUUUAAUUAUGUUAAAUGGAAUUUAAAAAUACGACUGGAACACUCUCCAUAACCCUAAGAACAUAUACAUAUUUCUUUUGAGUUUUUGUUCUUUUAGGCGCAUCAUGUGUAAU